CCCGCUGCGCCGCAGCCGCCCCCGUCCGCGGCUCCGUCCCACCCCUGUGAACUCUGCCAUUUCAGCCCCGCCGACCUGCAGCAGAUCGGGGCGCUGGCCGUGAACCCCCUGGGAGACCGCAUCGUAGACAGCUUCUUCCCGGAUGGGAAUCACCGAGUAGACUUCCCAGGCUUCGUCAGGGUCCUGGCUCAUUUUCGACCUGUGGAUGAGGAGGACCCAGGAAUGCGAGACCCCAAGCAGCCGGAGCCCCUCAACAGCAGAACCAACAAACUUCGCUUUGCGUUUCAGCUCUAUGACCUGGAUCGGGAUGGAAAGAUCUCCAGGCAGGAGAUGUUACAGGUUCUCCGUCUGAUGGUUGGGGUCCAGGUGACUGAGGAGCAGCUGGAGAGCAUUGCAGACCGCACAGUGCAGGAGGCAGACGAAGAUGGAGAUGGGGCCGUAUCCUUCUUGGAGUUCACCAAGUCCUUAGAGAAGAUGAACAUCGAGCAGAAAAUGAGCAUCAGGGUCCUGAAGUGACUGCCUUGUGCCUUUGGCUAGGUCGUGCCAUCCAGCGUCUGCUUGGAUCAUCCUUAGCACCCGCGGAGGCAGGAUCCUCUCACUGUGCUCUCCUAAACCAAACUCUACUUAAGGCCAAGGAGACAAAGUAGGAAGGGUGUGUACUGCAGUUUAACUCAUUUGAUCUCAGAUCUCUGAAUCAACCAUCAGUCUCCUGGUUGCAAGUGACUGAGAGUCCAACUCAAAGUGAUUUAAAUUCAAAAAGGGAUUUUAAUGGCUCACAUAAUUAAAAAGUCUCGACAUAUCAGUCUUCAGGCACAAAUACUGUUAUUGGGACUUGGUAUUCUCAGUUGCACCUCCCAGCUUAGUUUUCUGCGUUGGCCUCAUUCUCAGGAGGGAGGGGCUCCUUCCUCAUGGCAGAGAAGCACCAGUAGCUCUAGGCUCCCAUCUUUCUAGCCUGGUAAACCAACGGGAAUGGAUUUCCUUAUUGCAGUAAUUCCAAGCAGGAAGUGCUAUCGCCCAACUGGGAUCUUGUCCCCAUCUCCCAGGGAAUGGAAUGCUCUAACUGGCCAGGCCUAUGUCAUGUACUAGAUCCUAGGAAAAAAGUCCUGAGGAUUCAGGAUGGGGUGAGAGGAAGAAUAAUGCUUGAAGAAAAAUGAAGUUUUCGGGAGAAGGGGGACUUCGUACGUGUGUCUGUGUGUUGUUUUUUCCUCGAGCAAAACAAGAGAUGUCCAUUAUUGUUUGAUUGACCGCAUUGAGGACCUGUGAACCCUGGGAUCUUAAAUGGUUUUGCACUGAUCCCGUGGAGGCAUGCUCUGUGGUGGGUGGGGGUAGUGAUGGGGCUGAUGAUGCAAAAACAAUAAACAG
Messenger RNA from Fukomys damarensis (Damara mole-rat), 1362 nucleotides. It is a transcript of the gene Chp2, whose product is annotated as calcineurin like EF-hand protein 2. Gene Ontology annotation, molecular function: calcium ion binding. The transcript is spliced from 5 exons. Lineage: Eukaryota; Metazoa; Chordata; Mammalia; Rodentia; Bathyergidae. The annotation marks the transcript as partial. The record is from RefSeq and is a predicted model, not a curated record.